Echinococcus granulosus is the source of this 201-nucleotide messenger RNA. RefSeq lists its product as hypothetical. The transcript is spliced from 2 exons. The record is from RefSeq and is a predicted model, not a curated record. Bases 1 to 201 code for a protein of 66 amino acids. Lineage: Eukaryota; Metazoa; Platyhelminthes; Cestoda; Cyclophyllidea; Taeniidae.
AUGCCGAGUGAUGAGUCUACCCUGGUCACUGCACUUCGUUCAUCAUAUUACCAAGAUAGAGCAUCCUUACACAAUCACUACACUCGUUCCAAGAAGACCGGAUUUUUAAUAAUGAUCUCUGGUUCUACACCCAACGCUAGAACCUUCACCGAUUCUACGUGCGCGGCCACAGAAUGUAUUCUCGGCCGCUGUAGAGCUUAA